Molecule: messenger RNA, 1959 nt
Organism: Aspergillus calidoustus
Lineage: Eukaryota; Fungi; Ascomycota; Eurotiomycetes; Eurotiales; Aspergillaceae
Source: the annotation of a GenBank genome assembly
AUGGAUCACGUCCGCCGUAAAGACACCACCAAAGGCCCGCCUCUCCGCAUCCUGUCCCUGGACGGCGGUGGCGUCCGAGGCUACUCGAUGCUCAUCCUCCUCCAGGAACUGAUGCACCGCAUCUACGUCGAAACAGAAGGCAAACCCCCGCGCCGCGACCAGAUCCCGAAACCAUGCGACCACUUUGACCUCAUCGCCGGCACGGGAACUGGCGGCCUUAUCGCCCUGAUGCUGGGUCGCUUACGCCUCGACUUGGAGACCUGCAAGGACGUCUACGUGCGCAUGACGCGGCGGGUGUUUGAGACCGAUAAAACAUUUGCGGGAAUCCCGUUUCGCUCGACGCUGUUCAAGGCGUCGAAGCUCGAGGAGGCGAUCCGUGAGUGUGUACGCGAACACACCGUUUACGAAGCAGAGGGGAACGAUCUUUCGCCCACCAACGCCACCUCGCCGACGUAUGCCCCGUUCAGCCCGAAUUUCUCAACGACGUCGAUUCCGCAGCGCUCCGGGAGCCGAGCGAGUUUUAGCACGACGCACUCUGGUGCGACUACGAAUCGGAGUUCCGCGUACAUCAAUGGGCUACGGUGGGGGAAUCCGGAUGCGCUGUUGUAUGAUAAUCGGGAGAACCGGACGAAGACGGCCGUGACGGCGCUGUACCGGGGCACGCCAAAGGGCGGCGCCGCUGUGCUGCUGCGAUCCUAUGAUUCCCGCAAGGAACCCGCGCCCGAGUUCAACUGCACGAUCUGGCAGGCCGGUCGCGCAACCUCGGCAACGGGUCUCGCUUUCAAGCCGAUUCAGAUCGGGCAGCAUUGGUUCAUUGACGAGGGCGCCGGUACGUAUAACCCCGCACCAGCGAUUCUAGACGAGGCAGCGUGCAACGAGUGGCCCGGUCGAGAAAUUGGCGUGUUUGUCAGCGUUGGCACGGGCAAGCGCCCGCCAGACACCAACAACCGGCAGCAUGAGUGGUGGGAGGACUUUUUCGGCGACGCCCUGGGCACGUUCGCUGAAGCGCGGCGCCGGCUGAUUGCGAAGAUCGAGGGCUGCGAGGACAUCCACCACGACAUGCUCCGCGAGCACCUCCCCAAGCGCGGGGUCAGCAAGGACAACUACUACCGACUGAACGUGGAAGUCGGCGUCGGCGAGUUCGGCAUGAAUGAAUGGCACCGCCUCGCAGACAUCAGCACCAACACGCGUCGCUACCUCAGCCGGCCGGACGUGAAGAAGAUGAUCCUCGACGCGAGCGUCAAGUUCGCCAAGAUCGAGCGCAUGCACCGCCGUCUCGACGCCCACGUUGCCGCAGGCCACGACCCAAACAUGCUCCUCGAAGACGACAACUCCUCGCUAGCACCUAGCCCGCGUCUCUCCGUCAUCUCCCCGUCGGCUGCAGGCCCCGCCCCCCAAAGCCCAACCCAGCAGCAACAACAAGCACCAUUACCCCCAUCAUCGGCACCGCCACCACCACCCGCAAACAUCUUCGAACUCCCUGCCGAACUCCCCGGCGACUUCAUCCAGCUCACACCCGCCGACGACAAACUCCCCGUCCCGCCACACUCCGGCCGCACCUCGGGCUCCGACCUCAUCAGCUCAAACGAACCCAGCCGUCCAACCUCACAACACGCAUACUCUCCGCCGCAGAGGCUUAGCUUCGAACACGUGAACCACACACACCUCCCGCCGCCCGUGCCCCCAAAGACACCGAUCCCAUACCCCUCCUACUCAGAUCACACCCAGACGCACACGCAGUCGGUCCCCUAUCCAGACCAGGCAGAGCUCGGCGGGAUUCCGAUGCCGAUGCCUAGUCCGGGCCUGCACCCCGCGCACGCGAGUGCCGGUGGGGGCGGCGGACACCCAUCUACAGCGCCGGGAGGUGGUGGAAGGCCACCGUACCCAGUUGACGAGCCACCGCCCGUCGUGAACAAGCUACGGAAACCGAGCUACCAAGUCCGUGAUUAUUCGGCUUGA